This is a messenger RNA of Anastrepha obliqua, 1311 nucleotides long. RefSeq lists its product as uncharacterized. The transcript has 2 exons. Gene Ontology annotation, molecular function: calmodulin binding. Lineage: Eukaryota; Metazoa; Arthropoda; Insecta; Diptera; Tephritidae. The record is from RefSeq and is a predicted model, not a curated record. The coding region runs from base 125 to 403 and encodes 92 amino acids.
AUUCAUAGCCCGAUUGAAUCUUCUGAAAAAUUAGAAAUUUAAACGAAGCACACAUCAAUCAUCUUAAUAAUAGUCCAGUUAACAAUAAAUAGCAACUCUUUUAUGUACAUAAAUUAGAAGCCUAAUGGCACCAGCGAAACAUACAAAUUGCUGCAUCUAUGUGUUGACCAAUGAACUGUGCGAUGCAGCUGCGAAAAUUCAGGCAGCCUUCCGUGGGCAUUUGACACGCAAAGUCGUGACCAAAGACGCGCCUGACGAUGUCGACAUACAGGAGAUCACCAAGAAGGUGGCUGAAGAAUUGGACAUUGAUCUAAGCGAUCCGGAAUUGAAUAAGGCGGCCACUAAAAUUCAAGCCUCCUUCCGGGGCCACAAAAUUCGCAAGGACAUAGGAACAGCUGAAUAAGAGAAUUUUUUGCCUACUAUCUGCACACAAUAUCAACAAUGUUGAAGAAGGAAAACAAACUUAAAAAAAAAAACAACAACAAAACAAAACACAGAGAGGGAGCAUAAAGCGAAAAUAAUAAAAUAUGAAGCAAAAAUUAUUUAAAAAAAAAAUCAGCUAAGUAAAUACCAUUUGAAUUAAAAAAAUACAAAUAAAAAAGUAAUAAAGAAAUAAGUCACGGCCUUCGUGCAAAAAAAACAACAUUUGAGAUUUAAAGAAGGUAUACAAAGAUUGCCAUACAGAGAAUAAUACACUGGGAGAAAAGUUUUAAAUAGCUGAAGUAUAAAAUAAUUAUAAAUUGUUGAAAAAAAUUUAAUAGCAAAAGAGAAGUGUUAAACAAAUAUUAAAUUGAAGUCAAAUAAAAUAAAAUAAAACAAAGCUUGUAACUUGAAUUGGAACUACAAAACCAAAAAAUGCCCAAAAAUUAGUUUCUUGUAAAACUUCGAAGCUUCUUAAAUUUCAUAACAUGCAACAAAAAUAAAAAAAUAUAUAUAUUUUUUAUUUAUUUGAGCAAGCAAACGCAAAUUUGUACAAUUUUUGUUUAGGAAAAUAUUUUUAGUGGCAGUGGUGAGCUGGUGCGGGGUUUCAAAUACAUUUUUUUAGCUUAAAAUUUGUAUGAAUCUGUAAAGAAAAUAUUAAUUAAUUUACUGAAGUAGCAAAAAAUAAAUACAAAUUGUAUUUUUUAUAGUACAGCAGUGUUUUGCCAGCUCUUGUGCUUGUGACGGCUGUAGAGUUGCAUCAGGUAAAAUCAAAAGCUUUGCCAAAAUUGUGUAGUUGACCUUAGAUUGGGAUUGAAAUUUUAUUUGCGAAUUUCACUAAAACUUAUAUGGCUAAGCAAUUAUAAUUACAAUCGAGAGCAAGUUGCAUUU